This is a messenger RNA of Erpetoichthys calabaricus (reedfish), 3833 nucleotides long. It is a transcript of the gene itga4, whose product is annotated as integrin alpha 4. The record is from RefSeq and is a predicted model, not a curated record. Lineage: Eukaryota; Metazoa; Chordata; Cladistia; Polypteriformes; Polypteridae. Gene Ontology annotation, molecular function: integrin binding. Bases 131 to 3205 code for a protein of 1024 amino acids. Gene Ontology annotation, cellular component: integrin complex; external side of plasma membrane. Gene Ontology annotation, biological process: cell-matrix adhesion; integrin-mediated signaling pathway; cell adhesion mediated by integrin. The transcript is spliced from 29 exons.
GCGGCGAGAGAGCAAAGAAAAGUUAAGAACGUGCCGGGCUGGCGAGGGCGAGGGCAGGGGGGCAGCGAGCGGAGCGCAUCCGAGCGGAACUAGGCUUUUGAGGGCAUCGGACGCCCACCACCGGGGUACCAUGGAGCUGAGAAAGUUUGGCGAAGUCUGGGGAUGCGGUGGCAUCUGGAGGCUGGCGUGCGUCUGCUGUUUGCUGCGCUACUCCUGGUGUUACAAUGUGGACGUGAACCACUCCGUGGACUUUCAUGGACCCCACGGAUCUCUGUUUGGGUACUCGCUGCUGCUGCAUCGACACGGCACUGGAAAGUGGGUCCUGGUGGGAGCUCCUCUGGCCAACUCCACCUUCAAUGCCUCCAUUGUGAAUCCCGGAGCUAUCUAUAAGUGCAGCAUCAUGGACAUCUCGGGGUCCUGUGAGCAGCUCCCAUUUGGGAGUGGCAGGGAGCCAGCGUGUGGGAAGACCUGCCAGGCAGAGAGAGACAACCAGUGGCUUGGCGUGAGUCUGUCGGGGCGGCUGACGGAGGACGGGCACAUUCUGGCUUGCGGCCAUCGCUGGAAGAACAUCUUCUACACUCAGAGAGAGAACCACAAGCUGCCCCAUGGCGUUUGCUACAGACUGCGGUCCGAUCUGACUCAGAUGGGUGGGCCAUUGAUCCCGUGUUACAAAGAUUACCAUCGGAAAUUUGGAGAGAAUUACGGCUCCUGUCAGGCUGGCAUGUCAAGCUUCCUGUUUGAGGAUCUGAUGGUUAUCGGAGCGCCAGGGUCCAAUUACUGGACAGGGUCGGUUAUGGUAUAUAAAACAUCCAACAACUCUUUGAAGGCAUACAACGAUUACGACAACAUGGUCACGUAUGGAAGCUACCUGGGCUAUUCUGUCUCUGCCGGGCAUUUUUUGAGCCCUACAAGCACUGAAGUUGUUGGUGGUGCCCCUCAAUAUGGCCAGACUGGUAAAGUUUACAUCUUUGGUGUCUCGGCCAGCAGUCAGCUGAGGAUCAUCACCCAGUUGAACGGGAAGCUGCUUGGAUCCUAUUAUGGUGCUUCUCUCUGCGCGGCCGACCUGAAUUCAGACGGACUGACUGACCUGCUUGUUGGCGCACCCAUGUUCAGCACCGUUAGAGAAGAAGGGAGAGUCUACGUGUACUUGAACCGAGGAGAUGCUGAAAUGGAGGAGUUGGAAUUCACCCUCAUGGGAAGCAAUUCUUAUUCAGCGCGGUUUGGGGAAACAAUCACAGAUCUGGGGGACAUCGAUAAUGACGGAUUUACAGAUCUUGCUGUCGGCGCACCACAGGAGGACGAUCUGACAGGCGCUGUUUACAUCUACAAUGGCCGGAAGAAGGGGAUCUCACGCUCCUUCUCUCAAAGAAUUACUGGAGAGACCCUUGGACACCCUUUUAAGAUGUUUGGCCAGUCUGUGGCAGGAGGUGUGGACGUGGAUGAUAACGGGUAUCCAGAUUUGGUGGUCGGAGCUUUCUUGUCCGAAGCUGCGGUGGUGUUGAGGACCCGGGCGAUUGUCAUCGUUGAUACUUCUGUGCACCUCCCUGCCACCGUCAACCGCACUCGACCAGAAUGCAUGGAGAACAGACAGCCUGCCGUCUGCAUCAACAUCACUGUGUGCUUCAUGGUCCAAGCCAAGGGCGUUCCUGGUCAUGUUGGUUUGUUGUAUAACGUGACGUCCGACGUCCUUCGGAAGAAAGACCUCCCGUUUAGAUUUUACUUUUUGGGAAAUGGGACCAGCAACAGCACCGCAGGAAGCAUCCAUGUUCAGCACAAUCGUCUGACAUGUGUGACCCACCAGGCGUUCAUGAGGAAAGAAGUCCGGGACAUCUUCAGCCCCAUUCACUUUGAAGUGACCUACCAGCUUGGUGAGCACAUUGUGAAAAGCCAGAAUGCCAGACACUUCCCUCCUCUUAUGCCAAUCCUCCAACAGCAAGAGGGUCAGGACCAUCGUCUCAUGAAUCAGAUCAUGUUUGCUCGCUACUGUGUCUGGGAAAACUGCUCUGCCAACCUGCAAGUGUCCGCCGAGUUUGUCCUACCACAGUCUAUAGCCGGUAAAAGAUAUUUUGCAAUUGGAAGUGGAAAGACAGUGACGCUCAGCAUGUCCCUGUUCAAUGCGGGGGACGACGCCUACCAGACAACCCUUCACGUCAGCCUCCCCAAAAGCCUGCACUUCAUUAAAGUCCUAGAAUCGGAGGAGAAACACAUCAGCUGUGAGUUUCAUCAGGAAGAGCAGCUAAUGAACAAACUGAAGUGCGCCGUCGGCCAUUUGUACAUCAACUCGCUUUCCCAGACAAACUUCGCUCUCCUUCUGGAUGUGGAUAAACAUGUCACCCCUGAGGACCUGCACAUCACAGUCAACGCAACCUGUGAAUGUGCUGAAAACACAAACCUCCUCCAUGACAACCUGGCUACAGCGGUGCUUCCUUUGCGCUACGAGGUGGACCUGGGAGCCCAUGGAUUUGUAUCUCCUUCCUUCUUCACCUUUGGGCCAUCAAAGCAGGUGGUGGACGGCUGUUUCACGGAGACAUUCAACUACACGUUUACCGUGACUAAUUUUGGCCCCAGCAGAGCAUCAAGCACCAUGCUGGAGCUUUCCAUUCCCAACUCUGUGGCAAUGCAGCCAUUCCAGCUGGUGAACAUUGUGGACUUGAAGACUAGCCAAGGAGAGUGCCUCCUUCCCAAACAGGAGCAGAACUGUGAAGUCCAGGACCCUUUCGACUCCCUCACUGAUGUUGUGUUCUUCUUCUCCAAGACCAACAAAAGACUCCUGUAUUGCAUGCAAUGGGACACCACAUGCUUGAACGUCACCUGCAACUUCGGAGAGAUGGAGAGCGGAGCAGUAGCCACGAUACACCUCAUCCUGGAGCUCAACCCAAUUGUGCUAUCCAUAGCUCGGAAUUCUAUUGUACAAAUCAUGACAACUGCCAGAGCGUUUCCAGAGCCGGACCCUUACGUGGUUCAUGUCCAGAGAGAUCACCUUGCGCAGGUUCUUGUCGAAGCUCAUCAUGACGGGAUUCCAAAGAAGAGAGUGAGGAUGUUCUUUCUGCUGAGCAGUCUGGUAAUGGGCUUCCUACUGCUGUUCAUGCUGAUCUACACUCUGUGGAAGGUCGGAUUCUUCAAGAGAAGUUUGAAGAAGCAGGAGGAGCAGCAGUUUCGACGGGAGAGCUGGGACUACGUGACAAAAUCGAAAGAUGUCUACUGAGAAGGUGGACAAACCAGCGGACAUCCCUACGGAGCGCCCCCCUGUGGAGCUGUUUUGAGUGACACAAACUGUGCAGACUGGCGCCCCCAGGAUUUUACUUUUAUUUUUAAAUUUGCACUUUAUGCUGUAUAAGUGAAGGGGCAUCGGGAUGUUCAGCUAACGGACUGUUUACACAAUUUUCCUGUAAAAUUGGAAGAAGAUGAAGAAGAAGAGGAUGAAGAAUUCUUAGUUAUUAUUUUUCUAGAGUUUUCUAAAAUAAAAGGCACUGACUUUUUUAUUUUUUUGGUCACUUUUUAUGAGCGUCACUGGUGGAUUAUUUAGCAACGCUGGCGAUAUCUGCCCACCUUUAAAUGGUUGCCGUUCAUUAUAGGAUGGUUUGUGCUGAACUGUGCAUGUUGGUUUGAGGCUGGCACGUCAUGCCUGGUGGCGUUUUGUGCGUUAGGUGCCCAAAAAGAAUCAUCAGCAUCCUAAUUUAUUUAAAUGUUUAGACUUCUUAACAGUGGCGUUUCGGCCCCGAUGGGUGCCGUCCCACCAGUUUUUGCCAGCAAAAAAUAAAAAUCAUUUAAACGACUUGAAAGGGAAUACUGAACAUUUUAUCAAAUAAAUGUAUUUGGAUUGCUUUAAAUUA